CAUGGCGACAGAAUGGAGCGGGCAGCAGGGUUACAUUCUCACCGUCAUUAUAUUCGUGUGGAGCGCGGUCAGCGGCGGCCGCACGGAGGCGGCGGUCAGCGGCGGCGGCGGCAGCGGCAGCCAGCUGCUCGGCAUGCGGCUGGAGAGGAGCGACAAGCCGGCCAGCACCAAUGACGACGGUGUCAUCCAGGUGACAGAGGAGAGCUCCGUGCAGCUCCGGUUUUACGGGGUGCAGCUCCACUCGGGCGCCUGGACGCAGGUCCGCUUCACGGAGGUGACGGACGGAGGCGGCGGCGACGCGGCGGAGGAGGAGGAGGAGGCGGUGGCGGCAGCGAGGAGCGGCAGCGGCAUGAUGGAGCCGGCGGACAGCAGGACUUGUGCCGAUUUCACGAAGGACAUCAGCGUCGGGACCUUCAUGAACGUCAGCAGUGGCCGCACGUCGGGGCUGCUCACCGUGCACAUUAAGCCGCUGCGCAAGAGCGAGCCGCAGAAGGAGUACGCGCUGUGCACGAGGGGCUUGGAGGGGAGCAGGUGGCUCCUGCUGGGGGACAGCGAUGGCAGGGUGCUGGUGGUGGAGGAGAAGAAGUCCCUGCUGCCCAUGUGGUUCCAGGUGAUCCUGAUCGCCUGCCUGCUGGUGCUGUCCGGCAUGUUCAGCGGGCUGAACCUGGGGCUGAUGGCGCUGGACCCCAUGGAGCUGCGCAUCGUGCAGAGCUGCGGCACCGACAAGGAGAAGAAAGACGCGCGGAAGAUCGAGCCGAUCCGCAGCAAAGGGAACUACCUGCUGUGCUCCCUGCUCCUCGGUAACGUGCUGGUGAACACCACCCUCACCAUCCUGCUGGACGACCUGAUCGGCUCCGGGCUGGGCGCGGUGGUCGCCUCCACCAUCGGCAUCGUCAUCUUUGGAGAGAUCGUGCCGCAGGCGCUGUGCUCGCGCCACGGACUGGCCGUCGGGGCCAACACCAUCAUGGUGACCAAGUUCUUCAUGUUCCUCACCUUCCCGGUCUCCUUCCCUGUCAGCAAGCUGCUGGACGUCCUGCUGGGCCAGGAGAUCGGCACCGUGUACAACCGGGAGAAGCUGGUGGAGAUGCUGAAGGUGACGGAGCCCUACAACGACCUGGUCAAAGAGGAGCUCAACAUGAUCCAGGGCGCGCUGGAGCUCCGGACCAAGACCGUGGAGGACGUCAUGACCCCCAUAGACAACUGCUUCAUGAUCCAGGCGGACGCUGUGCUGGACUUCAACACCAUGUCUGAGAUCAUGGAGAGCGGCUACACGCGCAUACCGGUCUACGACGACGAGAGGUCCAACAUCGUGGACAUCCUGUACGUGAAGGACCUGGCCUUCGUGGACCCGGACGACUGCACCACCCUGAAGACCAUCACCAAGUUCUACAACCACCCGGUGCACUUCGUGUUCCACGACACCAAGCUGGACGCCAUGCUGGAGGAGUUCAAGAAAGGUAAAUCCCACCUGGCCAUCGUCCAGAAGGUGAACAACGAGGGGGAGGGGGAUCCGUUCUACGAGGUUCUGGGAUUGGUCACCUUAGAGGACGUCAUCGAGGAGAUCAUCAAGUCAGAGAUCCUGGAUGAGUCUGACCUCUACACUGACAACAGGAACAGGAAGAAAGUGGACCCCAAUAAAAACAAACCCGACUUCUCCGCCUUUAAGAACGACGCCGACAGUAAAGUGAAGAUCUCUCCUCAGCUGCUGCUGGCGGCUCAUCGCUUCCUGGCGACAGAGGUGACCCUCUUCAGCCCGUUCCAGAUCACAGAGAAAGUCCUGCUGAGGGUCCUGAAGCACCCCGACGUCAUCCAGGAGCUCAAGUUCAACGACAACGACAAACGCUCGCCGCAGCACUUCCUGUACCAGAGAGGCAAACCCGUCGACUACUUCAUCCUCAUUCUGCAGGGGCGAGUCGAGGUGGAAGCUGGAAAUGAAAACAUGAAGUUUGAAACCGGCCCGUUCUCCUACUACGGAGUGAUGGCUCUGAGCUCCCCAUCACUGGCCGUCACCCCUCCUCUCUCCCCAUCAGUGGCGUCUCCCCCUCCACGACGCCUCUCUCUUAAGAGGUUUUCUCUGUUCUCUCGUUUCCCAGAGUUUCGUUCUCCGUCACACGGGGGCAACCUCAACCGCUCGGCGUCGCUGAGCUGCACUGAGCGCGCUCCAGAAACCGGCUCAGUGGGCGGGAGCAGCCAGCAGAUCCCCGGGACCCCCUUCCAGUACAUACCAGACUUCUGCGUACGCGCUCUCACAGACCUGCAGUAUGUCAAGAUCACCCGUGCUCAGUACCAGAACGGCCUCCUGGCGUCCAAGCUGGACAGCUCGCCCCAGUCUCCAGACGGCAGCCACACUCGCCUGGACACGUCUGCGUCUCUGCCGCCCAUCACGCCCCCGGGGACGCGCUUCCCACUGCCACUGGCCACGCCUCCUGUGAAGCGCCCGCCGUCGUCGUCACAGCAACCGGGCGGCCGCACCGCACUGCCCCAAACCGCCGCCGCCGCCGCCUCCUCGUCCUCCGGCCGCAGACCGAGCCAGUCUCUGCCUCAAGCCACGCCCCUUCCCAGCAACCACGCCCCCCUCCCCCAGGUGUCCCCGUCCUCCGUGAGCACAAUGGCGAGCACCUUUAACACAUCGUCCUCCAAGUCGCCGUCCUCCACCGGCCCGGAGAACGGGCCCGGAGAGACGACCACUCUGCUCAGCGAGCAGCAGAACUGCGUCGGCGCCCGCAGGCCCAGCCACACACACGUUCACACCAUCAGCCACGGACACACUGAAAGCACCAUCUAACUAAACUAAACUACCUGUGCACUCAACACACACUCACUCGCACUACUUCCUGUUUGCUCGUUGUCUCCUGAAGCUGAGGAUCAGCUCUUCAUGUCUAUUUUAUAAACAGAGAUCCUCUUUUAUCCCGUCCUGCAUGUUCCCCCCUCAAAACACUGAAGAAGAUCAGGAAUAGACUACAAAGAUGGCUGAAGGAACACAUGUGAGUGUGAUGGAAAAAUGAAGAAUGUGUGUUUUUAAAGAGGCAGUUCACCCACAUUACAGAAACACUUAUUUUCUUACUUUCCUGUAGAAAGGAUAUUUAUUCGUGCAGGUUUUGAGAUUUCUGUCUUCAGCUCAGUGAAAAAUUAACUCAGCAGUAAUGGGAUUUUCCAGUUUGUGUGGAUCAUCGACAGACCUAACUGUUCACAGAAACGACUUUAUCCAGAGGAAACUCCAGCGACACUUGUAGUAGAAAGAGUAACUUUAUUUAAAGACCCAUCUCCUUUCGGCUUGUGGCCUUCAUCAGGAUCAUCAUCAACCACAUUUCAAACAACCACGUGAUUAUUGACCCACAAGUGUUGCUGGAGUUUUUACCUCUUUAGCCUUUUUUUUCCUUUCUUCAUGCACCUUGGAAGUAGGUGCAGCUGCACUAGAAACUACUUCUUCUGAAAAUGUUAACA
Molecule: messenger RNA, 3444 nt
Organism: Centropristis striata (black sea bass)
Lineage: Eukaryota; Metazoa; Chordata; Actinopteri; Perciformes; Serranidae
Product: metal transporter CNNM4
Exons: 8
Coding region: 2-2785 (927 amino acids)
Biological process (GO): magnesium ion transport; magnesium ion homeostasis
Cellular component (GO): plasma membrane
Molecular function (GO): magnesium ion transmembrane transporter activity; sodium ion transmembrane transporter activity
Source: RefSeq, a predicted model, not a curated record